This is a messenger RNA of Symbiodinium sp. CCMP2456, 960 nucleotides long. The record is from the annotation of a GenBank genome assembly. NCBI's taxonomy places the organism in Eukaryota, Dinophyceae, Suessiales, Symbiodiniaceae.
AUGGCAUCUGUCCGGAGUCGCUUCUUCCGGCUGUCCUCACGUGGUGUGGUCAUCAACGAGCGCAUCUUUGUGAAGGGACCGACCGUGGUGGUGUUAAUGCCGAUGGUGCACGUGGCGGCCAAGAGCUUCUUCGAUGCCACGCUCAGAAGCACUCGAUUUCACCAGUUCGACGCAGUCUAUCACGAGGGCCCACCACCAGGGUGCACAGAUGAUCCGGCUUACCCGACUUGGCGCUUCACGCCCUCCCUUCGCCACGCAUCUCCCUCUGGGGCGUUCCUGGAGCUGUGCUGGAUCAUUUGGUUUCGGGUGCCGCUGGCCGUGAGCAACAAGAUGUGCAAGAUGCUGGGAUGGCAGCCCUUGGCCCUGCAGCCAGAGCCGAUGCGCCCAGCAGCGGAGACUCCGCGGUUCGAGUGCACCGACUCCACCAGCGUGGUGGAGACCGCACUCUUCAUGGCAAGCCUUCACCGCUACGACCCGAGGGCUGACCGCCUUGUCGCCGCGCUGAUGGAAGCUGCACCGGGAAGGUAUGCAGUGCCCUGGGGUUUGGCCCACAUGCGGUACAUCGAACAGCAGCUGCGGGCCAACGGCUUUGCACCGUCGCAAGAGUUCGACCAAGAGCACACUGCCUGCAGCUGGGGCACCGCGAUUUGUGCUCAUGUGAUGAUCUGGAUUUGGUGGUGGUUCCUGCAUGCAAGUGCAGACACUUGGUUCAUCUGGCACCACACUGGCUACAUUGUCAUCAAAAUGCCACUCUACUGGCUGUGCCACGCUACCUUGCGCAUUGGCGACUCUGCGGUGGCCCAGGAGCCAGGCCGCGCGGAACCAUUGGCCAAAGAAGCUGGCGACAUUCGCGCGAUGCAAAAAUGGGCCGUGGAGUGGGGAGGGGCUUGUGUGAGUCAGAAGGCUGCAGAGUUGGUGGCUUCUGCUGGAGCUAGUGGUGGGCCUUUGGUCAUCGCCUAA